This is a messenger RNA of Closterium sp. Yama58-4, 176 nucleotides long. NCBI's taxonomy places the organism in Eukaryota, Viridiplantae, Streptophyta, Zygnematophyceae, Desmidiales, Closteriaceae. The record is from the annotation of a GenBank genome assembly.
AAAUCCACGAGCCCAAGGGCUUAGCUGUACCACACCCUCUGCAGUGUGUGUGCACGCGGUGGCGCAGCGACCCGUAUGCAGGUGGCUCGUACUCGUAUGUGCGCGUGGCGGCAUCGGGGGACGAUUACGAUACACUGGCAGAGAGCGUGGACGAGCGGCUCUUCUUUGCCGGCGAG